AUGGUGAGAAAUCCGCUACGUGCGGUCGUGCUGCUGUCCGCGUUCAUUGUCAUGCUGGCGCUGAGCUCGUGCUGCGCCUCGUCGGCGGUCGGCGGGCAGCUGCUGCACCCGGUGAUACUCAUCCCGGGCUCCGGCGGCAACCAGCUGGAGGCGCGGCUCACUGAUGACUACAGGCCGUCGAGCCUGACGUGCCGGGUGUGGCCGCCGGUGCGCGGGCGCGGCGGGUGGUUCCGCCUGUGGUUCGAGCCGUCCGUCCUGCUCGCGCCCCUCACCCGCUGCUUCGCCGAGCGGAUGAUGCUCUACUACGAUCGCGACGCCGACGACUACCGCAACGCGCCCGGCGUCGAGACCAGAGUCUCCGAAUUCGGCUCCACCUCCACCCUCCGCUACCUCGACUCAACCCUCAAGCUCCUGACGGGGUACAUGGACAGCCUGGCGAGCACGCUGGAGACGGCGGGGUACGAGGAGGGGCAGAGCCUCUUCGGCGCGCCGUACGACUUCCGCUACGGCCUCGCCGCGCCGGGGCACCCGUCGCAGGUGGGAAGCGCGUACCUGGACCGCCUCCGGCUGCUGGUGGAGUCCGCGUGCGCGGCGAACGGCGGCAGGCCGGCAAUCCUGGUCGCGCACAGCCUCGGCGGGCUGUACGCGCUGCAGCUGCUGGCGCGCGCGCCGGCGCCCUGGCGGGACGCUCACGUGAAGCGCCUCGUGACGCUCUCGGCGCCGUGGGGCGGGUCGGUGCAGGUGAUGCUCACCUUCGCCUCCGGGAACACCCUCGGCGUGCCCUUCGUGGACGCGUCCCUCAUCCGCGCGGAGCAGCGCAGCUCCGAGAGCAACCUCUGGCUACUGCCCACGCCCAAGGUGUUCGGCAACACCACGCUCGUCGUCUCGGAGCGCCACAACCGGACCUACUCCGCCAAGAACGUCACGCAGUUCCUGCAGGACAUCGGGUUCGCCGAGGGGGUGGAGCCGUACCGGGCGCGGACGCGGCCGCUCGGGGAGGUCCUACCGGAGCCUGGCGUGCCGGUCACCUGCCUGGUGGGCACCGGCGUCGACACGGUGGAAAGCCUCGUGUUCGGGGAGGAGGGGUUCGAUGCGGGCCCCGUCAAGGUGGUGUACGGCGACGGUGACGGGACGGUGAACCUGGCCAGCCUCGUGGGGCCGAUCAAGGCCUGGUCCGACUCGCCGGCGCAGGUCAUAGAGGUGGUGGAGCUGCCCAAGGUGUCGCACUCGGGCAUCCUCAAGGACAAGAGCGCGCUCGACCAGAUCCUCCGGAUAGUUGAUUCCAUCAAUCUAAAUGCCACGACCACGAGUCAUCAGUCCACUUAG
Lolium rigidum is the source of this 1326-nucleotide messenger RNA. Its product is annotated as lecithin-cholesterol acyltransferase-like 1. The coding region runs from base 1 to 1326 and encodes 441 amino acids. The record is from RefSeq and is a predicted model, not a curated record. The transcript is spliced from 2 exons. Gene Ontology annotation, biological process: lipid metabolic process. NCBI's taxonomy places the organism in Eukaryota, Viridiplantae, Streptophyta, Magnoliopsida, Poales, Poaceae.